Messenger RNA from Thrips palmi, 1490 nucleotides. RefSeq names its product putative zinc finger protein 702. Gene Ontology annotation, molecular function: DNA-binding transcription factor activity; RNA polymerase II cis-regulatory region sequence-specific DNA binding. The record is from RefSeq and is a predicted model, not a curated record. Lineage: Eukaryota; Metazoa; Arthropoda; Insecta; Thysanoptera; Thripidae. The transcript has 5 exons. The coding region runs from base 286 to 978 and encodes 230 amino acids. Gene Ontology annotation, biological process: regulation of transcription by RNA polymerase II.
UGUUGCUACAGAAACUUUGUUGACGUACAUUGUAAUUGCAAUGUAUUUCGAAGCGGUGUUGCCGCGGACCAGAACCAGCGGUUCCCGCUCAACUUCAAAACCGAGAGCAUCGACUUGCCGACGGAAAGUGCGGACUGCGACUUGGGUUCCGGACUGCAGCCGUCGCCGUGCGUGCCUGACGAGGAGGAAAGCAUCCCUGACCCGAAGGUCGCUGCAGGCUCAGGCCAUGGCGGUCCGUGCCCGCCGCUGGACGGAGUGGUCGACCAGCCUGACGAGGAGGGAAGCAUGCCGGACUCGAAGCUCGCUGCAGCCGAUCCACCCUUACCGUGGCCGUGGGUUGCAGGCGUCGGCGCGGAGCAGGCCCAGCAGCUGCUCGUCGGCGAGGCCUUCUCCCUCGCAGUGCCGGCUGGCGACGCGGUCCAGGACGAGCAGGCCUCGAGCAAGGAGACGGGCAGGAAGGUGCGCCGCGGAUUCAACUGUGGGGAGUGCGGCCAGCGUUUCCGGACUGAGAGCGGAUUGCGGGACCACCUUGCGAGUCACACUGAGGGCGGACCUCACUCGUGCGGGGUGUAUGGCAAGGAGUUCUCCAGGAAUUGGGUUCUUGUGAGGCACUCGAGGAUCCACACCGGGGAGAAGCCUUUCAAGUGUGACGUGUGCGGAAAAUCAUUUGCUCUGUCAUUUCAUUUAGUGAAUCACAAGAGGAUCCACACCGGGGAGAAGCCUUACAAGUGUGGGGAGUGCGGAAAGAAGUUUGCUGUGUCAAGUAAUUUAGUGACACACAAGAGGAUCCACACUGGGGAGAAGCCUUUCAAGUGUGACGCGUGCGGCAAGGCCUUUUCUUAUCCAUCUGCCCUACGGGUGCACAAGAGAGUCCACACUGGAGAGAAGCCCUAUACGUGUGACUCGUGCGGGAGGGCAUUUUCUUAUCCAGCUACUUUUGCGCGACACAAGAAGAUUCACGCGGCAAAGAAGCUGUAGGAUGAAUACGUUUUCGUGGGAAUGCACACGAGAGGACACGCGGACAAACUGCUGUUUGUAAAAUUCGUCACCUUUAUUGAUUUUUGCUUCAUUGUCGCUAUAGUAUGCUCUCGUUAUCGUCAGUGCUGAUCUUGUUCGAUUUUUGUGUGCGUAUCUUUGUAAGAGGAGUAUCUCUCCUCAGAGAGUAACAGUGCCGCAUAGGUUUUUUUAAAUCAAGGUUUUGUUAUUUGUCGCCUUGUUGCAUUGAAGUUUAUUUAUGUUUCAUUCCUUGUUUCUUGCAACUGCUUCAUUUGUUUUCCUGCUUGGACACCUUGCCAGUCAGCCUUGUUGUGUUUGUAGUUUUAGGAAGUGAAAAGUGACAGCUCAGUGUAUCCAAUAGGUAUAUUCGAAACAAUAAUAGGACUGCUUCAAUUACUGCUUCCUUACCAUGUUGUUUUAAACACCUUAUGAUAUGUUGAAUGAACGAAGUUAACUGGAUUGUCCCAACAUCGAAUUGACUGUAAAAAGGAAAG